AGGGCUUUACGUGGCACUCCUGCUGCGAGAAAGAUCGUCAAAAUGGCCCCAAAUUCCCUCAUCUUCUUUGUGUGGUUAGGAAAAUUCAGAGCCAUAAACAGUCUCUUCUCAGCUUCUACUCUCUCUUCCACCGCAUCCAUCCCUAUCAACUACCACUCGUUUCUCUUUCAUUUUGUUUUUCUAUUUUCUGGGCUGCUUCCUUUUUCUAUGGGCGAGAAACCAAAUGGGUUGCUUUCAUUUUCCAACCCAAACUUCAAACAAAUCAAUGGAAACCCAUUUUCUCCCUUAUUAAGUCGUUUUUCUACAUACCCACGUAUUCCAAACUCAAUCUUCAAGAUUAUUACCUCAGUCAAUUCCUCAACUAAGCGUUGCGCCUAUGGAGGCAACUGCCGCGACGAUAUCUUGUGCCAAAUUGAGUAGUACAACAACUCAUCAGUGUAAAUGGAACCAGAGAUUGAGACCCUGUUCAGAUUUAUACAGAACCGUUUUCUUCUCUAAUUCCUUUAGCAGUGGCAAUGGAAGCCGAUCCGGAUCGUUGGUUGCGAGGGCCGCUGCGAAUACCGACAAUAAGGGCAAAAAGAAAACCAAAUCGAAGAAAGCUGCAGUUGCUGCUGAUGAAGAGAAAGUCGAUGAGAUUGUGGAUUCUAGUGAAGGGUUUCAACAACAGCAGCAGCAGCAACAGCCACCACAGCCGAAGAUUACGUUGGAUGAUGUGAAUCCGGUGGGGUUGGGGCGGAAGUCCCGCCAACUGUUUGAUGAAGUGUGGAGGAAGUUUUCUGGGUUGGGACAGAUCUCGAGGACUACUCGCAUGGAUGAUAAGGAAGCUCUUGAUGCUCUGCUUAUUAGGGAAGGCCCUAUGUGUGAGUUUGCUAUUCCUGGGGCUCAAAAUACCACUGUGCUUGUUGUUGGUGCCACUAGCCGGAUUGGCCGCAUUGUUGUUCGUAAGCUUAUGCUGAGAGGCUACAGUGUCAAGGCUCUAGUGAGGAAGGCGGAUGAAGAUAUUGUGAAUGUGCUACCAAGGUCGGUGGAAAUAGUGAUUGGAGAUGUUGGUGAUGCUAAUACCCUUAAGGCUGCUGUGGAGGGCUGCAAUAAAAUUAUCUAUUGUGCAACUGCUCGUUCCACAAUUACUGCUGAUCUCUUCAGGGUUGAUCAUCAAGGAGUUUACAAUAUCACCAAAGCAUUUCAGGACUAUAAUAAUAAGCUAGCCCAACUUCGAGCUGGAAAAAGCAGCAAAAGUAAGCUUCUGCUUUCAAAGUUCAAAUCUGAAGUGUCUCUGAGUGGUUGGGAAGUUCGCCAAGGAACUUACUUCCAGGAUGUUAUUGCUACUAAGUAUGAUGGAGGCAUGGAUGCAAAAUUUGAAUAUACUGAAACUGGAGAGGCUGUCUUCUCAGGAUACGUUUUUACAAGGGGAGGAUAUGUUGAGUUGUCAACAAAGCUUUCUCUUCCACUGGGAUCCACUCUCGAUAGAUAUGAGGGGAUCAUUCUUUCAGUUGGUGGGAAUGGAAGAUCUUAUGUGUUAAUUCUCGAAGCUGGUCCUUCAGCUGAUACAACUCAAAGUAAACUAUAUUUCUCAAGAUUUAGCACAAAAGCUGGAUUUUGUAGGGUCAGGAUACCUUUUUCAUCCUUCCGCCCUGUAAAACCAGAUGAUCCUCCUCUAGAUCCAUUUCUUGUGCAUACAUUGACCAUUCGUUUUGAGCCCAGGAGGCAGAGACCCGUUGAAGGACCUGCAGCCGGUGUAAAGCAGCAAGACUUGAGAAGCUUUAAGCUCAUAUUGGAGUACAUAAAAGCCUUGCCUACUGGGCAAGAGACAGACUUCAUCUUGGUUUCAUGUACAGGAUCUGGUGUCGAACCAACCAGAAGGGAGCAGGUUCUCAAGGCAAAAAGGGCUGGGGAAGAUUCAUUGAGAAGAUCAGGCCUUGGGUAUACAAUUAUCCGUCCCGGUCCCCUCAAGGAAGAACCUGGCGGCCAACGUGCCCUCAUAUUUGAUCAAGGAAACAGGAUAACUCAGGCCAUAAGCUGUGCUGAUGUUGCUGACAUCUGUGUAAAAGCGUUGCAUGAUUCUACAGCAAGAAACAAAAGCUUUGAUGUAUGCUAUGAAUAUGUUGCUGAGCAAGGAAGAGAACUCUAUGAGCUGGUAGCUCAUUUGCCUGACAAAGCCAACAACUACCUGACCCCUGCCUUAUCCGUUCUGGAAAAGAAUACGUGAUCCACACCCCACAUCUCAUCGGCUCCGAAGUUUGUAAUUAUCAAUGAGUACAUCUCUCUCUUGAAAGUUGCCACUAAAAACAUAUUUCUAUCCAGUAUAUAAAAGAUGUACAAAUUCAUUCCCUGUUUGGCAAUGGCAACAUGGAGACAAUGAUCUUUGAAACAUGCAUAAAUAUCUUUUGAGUUGGAAGGGAUGUAAAGGUGUAAGAAAUAUAAGGAAUAUAUUUCAUUCAUAUUGUUUUGAAGAAUCGUGUAAAGAAAUUGAAUGAUUUUAAAAGAAAACGAAAGAUAAGGUAAGUUGCUUUGUGUUCUA
Molecule: messenger RNA, 2518 nt
Organism: Benincasa hispida (wax gourd)
Lineage: Eukaryota; Viridiplantae; Streptophyta; Magnoliopsida; Cucurbitales; Cucurbitaceae
Gene: HCF173
Product: high chlorophyll fluorescence phenotype 173
Source: RefSeq, a predicted model, not a curated record